GAGCGGAGAGGGUGGAGCGAGGGGAAAGGAUGGAGAGGGGGGAGAGAGCGGAGAAGAAGAGCAAGAAGAAGAGCAGCAAGAGGAAGGGAGGGGGUAGCUCGUCGCGGUCGCGGUCGCGGUCGAGGAAGCUGCUGUUGAAGCGCGGAGAAGCGGCCAGCGGGGGCGGGGCCAGCGGGGGCGGGGCCAGCGCCGAGACGUGGGGCGGGGCCGGCGGGGAGAGCGCAGGGUACCACGCCUCCUCUGAGCACGCCCAGCCGCUGAACCUGCGGAUCAAACAGGAGGCGGAGGAGGAGGAGGCGGAGGAGGAGGAGGAGGAUGCGGAGUAUGACGACGAGUGGCUGGAGGACGACGUGAAGUCAGAAGUGGACGGAGCCGGGCCGGAGGAGUUUGACUACGGCUACGGUGACGACGACGAUGAUGACGGCGGUGGCGGCGGCGGCGGCAUUCAGCGCGGCGUGCCGCACGAGGGCCGUGUGAACCGCAUGAGGGUGCCCAUCGGCGGUCACGGCUACCGUGAGGCCCACGACACCGAGCUGGUGGCCGAGACCCUCCACGUGUGCGAGGAGUGCGGCCGGGGCUACUCGUCGCGCAAGAACCUCAAGAAGCACCUGAAGAUGCACAACAGCGCUCGCCCGCACCUCUGCGAGGAGUGCGGCAAGGGCUUCAAGGACUCGUACACGCUGCGCGUGCACCGCAUGGCGCACACGGGCGAGCGGCCGCACGUGUGCGACGUGUGCGGCAAGGGCUUCUCGCUCAACUACAGCCUCAAGGUGCACCGUCGCAUCCACACGGGCGAGCGGCCGCACGUCUGCCCCGAGUGCGGCAAGGGCUUCCGCCAGCACCCGCACCUCAAGGUGCACCAGCUGAUCCACGUGGAGGCGAUGCCGCACAUCUGCGGGGAGUGCGGCCGCGUCUUCUCCAAGCUCUCCUACCUGAAGCUGCACCAGCGCAAGCACGCGCAGGCCUGAGCGGUC
Messenger RNA from Petromyzon marinus (sea lamprey), 974 nucleotides. RefSeq lists its product as uncharacterized. The record is from RefSeq and is a predicted model, not a curated record. NCBI's taxonomy places the organism in Eukaryota, Metazoa, Chordata, Hyperoartia, Petromyzontiformes, Petromyzontidae. Gene Ontology annotation, biological process: regulation of transcription by RNA polymerase II. Gene Ontology annotation, molecular function: RNA polymerase II cis-regulatory region sequence-specific DNA binding; DNA-binding transcription factor activity, RNA polymerase II-specific. Gene Ontology annotation, cellular component: PcG protein complex; chromatin; transcription regulator complex.